Hevea brasiliensis (rubber tree) is the source of this 1945-nucleotide messenger RNA. Its product is annotated as cytochrome P450 CYP72A219. The record is from RefSeq and is a predicted model, not a curated record. Gene Ontology annotation, molecular function: iron ion binding; oxidoreductase activity, acting on paired donors, with incorporation or reduction of molecular oxygen; monooxygenase activity. Lineage: Eukaryota; Viridiplantae; Streptophyta; Magnoliopsida; Malpighiales; Euphorbiaceae. The coding region runs from base 287 to 1822 and encodes 511 amino acids. The transcript has 5 exons.
CGAAUCUGGAAUUUUGAUUAUUCACGCAACAGUAUCACUAAAUUAAAAAAAAAAAUCUAAAUUAUUGUCUUAACAUACGUGGUGCUCAACAUCGUUGGGCAGUAUCUGAUGAACUUCCCAACUACAUGAUGGAGGCAUCAUCAAUUUUUUAUUUCAUUUGGAUUUGAUUAUGACUCGAAACUCGAGAUCUCACAAGAAGCUUAUUGAUAAUUUUUUUUUCUAUAUAAACCCACCAAAUCAGCAGCCUCACAUGUACUCGAUUUAGACCAUAAUUCAGAGAAAGGAAAUGGCACUUUUGGCUUUGGGUUUGAUGCUGUGUUGUCUUUUAUUUUGGAGUCUGAAACUGUUGCAUGCAGUAUGGAUGAGACCCAAAAUGAUGGAGAAGAAGUUGAGAAAACAAGGCAUCCAUGUCCUGCCCUACAAGUUAAUUUAUGGGAAUGUUAAAGAGAUGAUCAAGUUAGCCUCAGAGGCUAGGUCUAAGCCAAUGGAACUAACCCAUGAUAUCGCGCCUCGCGUCGAUCCUUUCCUUCAGCAACUCUCCAUGAUACAUAAAAAGCCAUUUGCUGCUUGGUAUGGAAUGGUUCCUCGUGUGACAAUUAUGGAUCCGAAGCUAAUAAGGGAGAUUCUGACAAGGAAAUUUGAAUUUCGAAAGCCAGAGGUAAGUCCAACCAUGAAGUUUUUCUUGAAAGGCCUUGCAAAUAUUGAUGGAGAUAAAUGGGUAAAGCACAGGAAGAUAAUCAACCCUGCCUUCCACAUAGAAAAAUUGAAGGGAAUGUUACCAUCUUUUAUGGCUUCUUGUGAAGAAAUGAUUGAGAAAUGGGACAAUAUGAUGGACUCAUCUGCAAAAUCCUGUGAAUUGGAUGUUUUCCCUGAGUUUCAGAACUUAACAGGAGAUAUUAUAUCAAGGGCAGCUUUUAGUAGCAAUCUUGAAGAAGGGAGAUUGAUUUUCUCUCUCCAAAGGAAACAAGCUCAACUCCUUUUACAGUCACUUUUCAAUCUCAAUUCUCUCUGGUCAAGGUUCUUCCCCUCAAAAUUGAACAAACGAAUGAUGCAAAUCCACGAAGAAGUUAAAACCCUGCUUCGAGGCCUAAUAGAGAAUAGGGAGAAGGCUAUACUGUCAGGAAAUGAACACAAGGAUGAUUUACUGAAUCUGCUACUCAAAUCUAAUUUCAAUGAGAUUCAACAAAACAAAAAUGUUGGGAUGUCAAGAGAUGAUGUGAUAGAAGAAUGCAAGCUAUUCUACUUCGCUGGUCAUGAGACUACUGCCAAUUUGCUAGCUUGGACUAUGAUUGUAUUGAGUAUGCAUCAAAACUGGCAAGAAAAGGCUAGGCAAGAGGUGCUGCAACACAUUGGAAAAAAUAAACCAACUUUUGAUGAGUUGAACAAAUUAAAGCUUGUGAACUUGAUCCUGCUUGAGGUUCUGAGAUUGUAUCCGCCAACUUCCCUUGUUCGAUCUAUUCAAGAAGAGACAAAACUAGGAGAAUACUCUCUUCCAGCAGGAGUAAGCUUGCAGAUCCCAUUGUACCUCAUCCACAGGGAUCCUGAACUAUGGGGACAAGAUGCGACAGAGUUUAAUCCUGAAAGAUUUUCUGAAGGGAUUUCCAAGGCAUCCAAGGACCUUCAAUCUCCAUUCUUUUCGUUCGGUUGGGGACCAAGAACGUGCAUUGGACAAAACUUUGCUAUGAUUGAAGCUAAAUUAGCACUAGCUUUGAUUUUGCAACACUUCUCAUUUGAGCUAUCCCCCACCUACAAACAUUCUCCUAACGUUGCUCUUACUCUUCAACCUCAGUUUGGUGCGCAAGUUAUCAUACACAAGAUUUGAAGAAAACAAGCGCAUGUAUUCUGCAUCUUUAUUUUAUGCAUUAAUUUUUUUUUUUCAUUUUUCCCAAUUUAAAAUGCUUUAGUGAUUACAUAAAAUAAUGGGUAAAUUAUUUUUUUUCUUGCA